Cylicocyclus nassatus is the source of this 1659-nucleotide messenger RNA. NCBI's taxonomy places the organism in Eukaryota, Metazoa, Nematoda, Chromadorea, Rhabditida, Strongylidae. The record is from the annotation of a GenBank genome assembly.
AUGGUCGAAGAGGUGACUACUGAAAUGUGGACCGACGGUGUGAGCCCCGUUAAAGAGAUUCAUGUUGCCACAACCAUAAUUUUUUUUGCCGGCUGCAUUCAAGUGCUUAUGGGUGUUUUUCGCCUACAGUAUCUCACAACAGUUUUUUCCGAGCAAGUUAUGUCAGGCUUCGUUGUCGGAGGAGGUAUACAUGUAUUUUUUGCACAAAUUGGUGAUACUCUGGGCAUGAAAUUGCCAAGAAGAAGUGGGCCAGGCUAUCUAUACUAUAGAAUAUGCGACCUGAUCGGAAAUAUACAUAACAUACAUUGGCCAACAUUGUACAUCUCGCUAUCAUCACUGGCUUUUCUUGUAUUAGGAAAAGAGUUCAUCUCUCCUUGGCUUAGCACGGCUUUCAACUUUCCAGUACCCUUCGAUUUGGUUUUGGCUGUAGUCGGCAUAACUGCCACGAAUUACGCAGAGUUAUCGAGAAGACACAACAUCAAGGUUCUAGGAAAUAUCCCAACUGAGUUCCCCCCACCCAGUCUGCCACGAUUUGAUCUCAUUCAAUACAUUGGGGUAAAUGUAGUAGCUAUAGCCUUGACUGCAGUCGCCAUACAUCUGACUGUGGCAAAGAUUGUCGAAAAAAGAUACAAAUAUAAGAUCAACCAUGGACAGGAGCUGUACGCUCUUGGCUUUGUCAGCGUUCUAUCGUCUUUCUUUCCCGUGUUUCCAGUAACUUCAGGGUUUGCACGAAGUGUUGUAGGAGCUGCCGUGGGUGGAAGUACACAGCUUACCUGUCUCUUCUCGUCGCUUGCACUUGUUUUGGUUAUUUUGUACAUCGGUCCAGCCUUAGAAUACCUACCCCAGUGCAUUCUGUCGACUAUGAUUAUAGUAUCGCAAAAGGUUAUAUUUGCAAAAUUUGCGGAGCUGCGAGAGCUAUGGCCCGUGUUUAAAGUGGACUUCACAAUAUGGAUCAUGAGCAUGAUUCUGACAGUCUGCUUCGAUAUGGGUGAGGGACUUCUUCUUGCCACCGGUUUUGCCGUAUCUACAACUAUCAUCAGAAUGCAGAAACCAAAAUGGCAUUUCCUUUCUCGCGAUUGUGACUCGGGCACCUUCAAAGAAACUAAGAAGAAAAACCUAGAAUGUGUUGGUGGGAACGUCUGUGUAUUUCGCAUGGAUGCGCCUCUAAUAUUUACCAGUAUCGACAGAUUUACCACGGCUGUUUGGCAAUCAGUAAAAACAUGGGAGCGGACGAAAGCUGAAUCGUUCAUAACAAUUGAUCAAAUGAAUUCAGCUAAUACAGAAGAUAUCUUUGAGAAGAAAGCUCGUGCAGCACACCGCGGAGCAGCAAGAGAAGAUCGCUGCCGCCUCGUUAUUGACUGUGGAGGAUUUCCCUAUGUUGAUUAUCUUGGACUGAGUACGCUAAGGACGGUUGUUGCAGAUCUCAUUGCCGCUAAUGUCCAGACGUUUUUGGUUGUAAAUAAGGCCGACCUUCGCAAACUAUUUGAAGUCACCGAUUUCUACGAGACAGUAGAUAAGGAACGAAUUUUCAAGAGAUUGGAGGAUGCAGUCGCAUACGCUGAGGAGAGAAUGGUAACCGAAAGGAAGGAAGAAGCUUUUGAAAGAAAAGAUGAGGAAGAAGAAACGAUCAACUGUGAUAUUGAAAAUCUCGCUGAGUGA